This is a messenger RNA of Megalobrama amblycephala (Wuchang bream), 2593 nucleotides long. RefSeq lists its product as uncharacterized. The transcript is spliced from 3 exons. The record is from RefSeq and is a predicted model, not a curated record. Lineage: Eukaryota; Metazoa; Chordata; Actinopteri; Cypriniformes; Xenocyprididae. Gene Ontology annotation, cellular component: nucleus. Bases 121 to 2403 code for a protein of 760 amino acids. Gene Ontology annotation, molecular function: DNA binding.
AAGAUAGGAGUCAUGUGACAGUUUCAGUCUCAUCAGGCUUCCUUUACGAUCCCACAUGGAGGUUUUCCAGUCUGUGUUGCUAUCUCUCCUGAAGCUACAGCAGAAAAUCUAAUUCUGAGAAUGCCUAGAACUUGGGUGAGAAAAACAGAUCAUGGAGUCGAUGCCAGUCUUUUAAAAAGAGCAGCAGAGCAAGUUAGGAAAGGAAAGUCUGUUAGGGCAGUGGCAAAAUCCCAUGGAAUCUGCCAUGUAACCUUGAACAGAUAUUGGCAGAAAUAUAAAGAACUGAAAGACCAGGGAUCGAGGGACCUUCCUCGUGUAGGAUACUACAGUCCUCACCAGGUCUUCACCAGGGAGCAGGAGGAGACUUUGUCACAGUAUAUAAGCCAGGCAGCCGAUAUAUACUAUGGGCUAACUCCACGUGAGGUCAGAAAGUUUGCCUAUCAACUCGCGGUGGAAUUCAACAUACAGCAUCCACAAACCUGGGAUGAGAAGAAAAUGGCGGGGCCUGAUUGGUUUAGCUCGUUUAUGAAGCGGAACCCCAGACUUUCAGUGAGGAGUCCACAGGCAACUAGCCUUUCAAGAGCUACCAGUUUUAAUCGUGCUAAUGUGGAACUCUUCUUCAGUCAACUGGGGGAGGUGAUUGAUAAAAAUGGGUUUGAUGGCAGUGACAUAUGGAAUGUCGACGAAACCGGUGUGACAACUGUCCAGGCACCAUCCCGAGUCGUAGCACGCUGGGGUAUGAAGCAGGUUGGUGCCAUGACAUCGGGGGAGAGGGGCACACUUGUUUCAGUUGCAUAUGCUGUGCAAGCUCUGGGGAAUACCAUUCCUCCAUUCUUUGUGUUCCCUUGUAGGAAUUUUAAAGAUCACUUUGUUCAGAGCGGGCCAUUGGGGAGUGCAGGAAGAGCUAAUUCAUCAGGCUGGAUGCAGGAAGAGGAUUUCCUAUCAUUCCUCGUUCACUUUGUGAAGCAUACAAAGGUCAGUCCAGAAAGAAAGGUGUUGCUCCUGCUUGAUAACCACUCUUCCCACAUCUCUGUGAGAGCUGUGGAUUUUUGCAAAGGCCAUGGAAUUGUACUACUUACGUUUCCACCACAUUGCAGCCAUAAACUCCAACCACUUGAUCGUAGUGUGUUUGGUCCGUUUAAAAGGAUGGUGAAUUCGGCGAGCGAUGACUGGAUGAGGGGAAAUCCAGAUAAAACUAUGAGUAUUUACGACAUUCCAGGCAUUGUGAGGAUCGCCCUGCCUACAGCCGCAACACAGAAAAACAUACAGGCCGGCUUCCAGUGUACAGGCAUAUGGCCAUACAAUUGUAAAAUUUUUCAGGACUGUGACUUUGCGCUUUCUCAAGUCACAGAUCGUCCUGAUCCGUCUGGGGCUCUUCAACAGAACUCCUCUCCAUCUCACCUGCCACCCGGCUCCUCUCCUCCUUACCUGCCGCCCGGCUCCUCUCCAGCUCACCUGUUGCCCGGCUCCUCUCCAGAUCACCUCUCGCCCGGCUCCUCACUAUCUCACCUGCCGCUCGGCUCCUCGCUAUCUCAUCUGCCGCCCAUCUCCUCUCCUCCUUACCUGCCGCCCGGCUCCUCUCCAGCUCACCUGCCGCCCGGCUCCUCUCUAUCUCACUUACCACCCGGCUCCUCUCUAUCUCACCUGCCGCUCGGCUCCUCGCUAUCUCAUCUGCCGCCCAUCUCCUCUCCUCCUUACCUGCCGCCCGGCUCCUCUCCAGCUCACCUGCCGCCCGACUCCUCUCUAUCUCACCUGCCGACUGGCUCCUCCUUACCUGCCGCCCGGCUCCUCUCCAGCUCACCUGCCACCCGGCUCCUCUCCAGCUCACCUGCCACCCGGCUCCUCUCCAGCUCACCUGCCGCCCGACUCCUCUCUAUCUCACCUGCCGACUGGCUCCUCCUUACCUGCCGCCCGGCUCCUCUCCAGCUCACCUGCCGCCCGGCUCCUCCCUAUCUCACCUGCCAACCGGCUCCUCCUUACCUGCCGCUCGGCUCCUCUCCAGCUCACCUGCCACCCGGCUCCUCUCCAGCUCACCUGCCACCCGGCUCCUCUCCUCCUUACCUGCCGCCCGGCUCCUCUCCAGCUCACCUGCCACCCGGCUCCUCUCCAGCUCACCUGCCACCCGGCUCCUCUCCAGCUCACCUGCCGCCCGGCUCCUCUCUAUCUCACCUGCCAACCGGCUCCUCCUUACCUGCCGCUCGGCUCCUCUCCAGCUCACCUGCCACCCGGCUCCUCUCCAGCUCACCUGCCACCCGGCUCCUCUCCAGCUCACCUGCCACCCGGCUCCUCUCCAGCUCACCUGCCACCCGGCUCCUCUCCUCCUUACCUGCCGCCCGGCUCCUCUCCUCCUUACCUGCCGCCCGGCUCCUCUCCAGCUCACCUGUUGCCCGGCUCCUCUGUUAAUUUGCUCUCACUCACACACACACACACACACACACACACUCAUAUGAAUGUGCACGUACAGACAUGCACACACAAAUGUACACGUGUGCAUGCACAAAAACACACAAUAUGCUCAUACACUCCCCAUAUUCACACAUAUUUUAUUGUUGCAGCCAUUCAUUUAAAAUAAAACUGUUGUUGUGGCAUAUCA